UCGCUGUCUAAUGGAUAACACCUCUUCACUACACUGCAAGUACAAGAUAAGUUAAUUUUGGACAAUACUUUAAUAGUAAUAAUCCUUAGAACACAAUGGGCUCUCUAGUAUGCGUCGUAAAAACUAAAGCAGCACUUCCUACACUGGGUUCAUAACAAGGCUUCAACCUCAUCAUGGCUGUGAUUCUGGCACACAGGGCAUCCAGGGUUGCACACUUGUCUCUGGAAGAAGACAAACAGGUUUAUGCCUAAACUGAAAGACCAGGCAAGGAGAACAUUAAUCAGAGAUGCAACCAAGAUGCUCUAGAGGAGCUGCAGAGACCCACAGCUCAGGACCCUGUCGCACCUGCAGGUCUUGUGAAGCCGUUGACGUCAGCGAUAGGUCCCCGCCGCGCGGCGGCAGCGGUGCCCCUCAGGCUCAGCGUCCGUCCAGCGCGCAUCGCAGGCAGUUGCGGCACUCCAGUCUCACUCUCUCAUUGCCGCUCCGUAAGAACCAGGCACACCUAAAGACCUUCUCUCCCACGCAUGCACCUCCCGCUUCAGCUGUGAGCCAUCCUCGCCUCUCCGCCCCAGCCAUGUCAUCGGCCGUCACGGAGACGGAGGAGUCGGCGCACAGCUCCCCGCUGACCCCGCUGAAGCUGGUCGGGCUGGUGUGCGUCUUCCUGGCGCUCUGCUUGGAUGUGGGAGCCGUGAUGAGUCCGGCGUGGGUGACCGCCGACGACCAGUACUACCUGUCCCUGUGGGAGUCCUGCUGGAAGCCGGGAAGCUAUGAGAAGUGGCAGUGCAGCAGCACGCUGGGCUCAGACUGGCAGGUUGCCACGCUAGCCCUGUUGCUCGGGGGCGGAGCCUUGGUGUUGAUGUCAUUUCUAGUUGCUUUGGUUGCCGUGUGCAUCGGUACAAGACGGCGAUUCUACGCUCCUGUUGCCUUCAUGCUCUUUGCUGCAGAAGAGCAACGAUUUGAUACCAGAGCUUGUUCUCCUCUCUAUUCCCCUAAAAGUGAACUCCAAACCAUUAAGUUCCAACUGAUUAAAAGUCAGGAAAUCAGUUGUCCUCCAGGCCUGCAGCUUGGUCCUCUACCCCAUCAAGUUCAUCGAGAGCAUCAACCUGAGGAUCUAUCACGAGUUCAACUGGGGCUACGGGCUGGCCUGGGGAGGGACCAUUUUUUCCUUUGGUGGGGGAAUCCUCUACUGCCUCAACCCCAAGAGCUACGAGGACUACUACUAACUCCAGUUAAAGCUGGGUACUUCACAGCUACAUGGUGGCAAAGAAGUAGACUUGGGGAGGGGGAGUUUGUUUUCAACAGCUGAUUUCCCUGGAUGUGUUGGAAACAAUGAACAUCAGAUUUCAGCGGCCCCAUUUACUGUCAGAAGCUUUGACCCUUCGAAACAAAACAGAUGGUCAAGAUAUUUCUUUUCUUGACUCUGUUAAAAUAACUAUGAUUGUUGAAGCAGAGUUGUAGCUGAUCCGAUUUAGCAGAUUCGUCUUGGCAGGGAUUGGUUCAGUUUAUGAAUGGUUUAUUGCUAAGACUUGGGAAACACCCUUCAGAAAUCAACAGAUGGUAGUCGCGACAACUCUGCCCCCAUUCUUGGCUUCAAAAACCCACGUUUUUGACUUUGUUAGAAAAGUCUUUCAUGCACACACCCACUUCUUUGGCUGAAUCUCUUUAAAUCUCUUCACCCCAGUUUCCAGCUCCAUCAUCAAAUCUAUGGCUUGGUUAGAUGUGGUAUUUUGUUUUUCAGAAUCCUUUGGAGUCCCUGAACUUCCACCAGAUGUGGAAGGGGAUCACAUCCUCAUCACUUUUCAACAUACUCUUCCUGGAGGAAGGUGAGGACGGAAAAAAAAAGUAAGACAACUACUCAAUAUUCCGUUAUCGACCCAUUUGUCUGUUACCACGGCAACCCAGAGGGAGGGCACAUGAAGUUGUCAUGAUUGAUUACCCACGGUUGAGGGUUGUAAGACAGUACAGCCCUCGGAGGCCUCCAAGCAUCUUCGAUUGCCCAUCGAACAGAGUUUCUCAAACCACCUGUCAUUUAGUGUACCGUUUCCCCCCCUGGUAAAAGGAGUGUUGUUGUUUAUGCACCAUAUUUUCAGCCUGUCAGUGGUCAGGUUUACAUGUACAACAGGCGUGUGAGAAAGGAGGAACGUUCCAAAUGGAAUCGUGUAAUUAUGCAGUGAUUUGAUGGAGAUUCCUCGGGGCAUUCAUGCCUUGUCUCAUUUCCUGACUGUGUUUAGCAAAUUCCUCAGCCUGGUUAGGGGUGAAAAGAAUGCCUUGCCUUAGUUGGAUGCAAAAACAAUGUCUACUCACAAAAAUUAUACAUGCUUUUAAAUGCUUUCAAUUUGUUAUAAAGGAUCAAAUAGGCAAAUGAGUUGGAGAUCAUUCAACUUUUCUUGUACCAAGUGAUAGUAGUACCACUUCGAGGUUCUUGAGACUAUUCAAGUAUUCACUCAACAUAUCCCUCCAUCUGUGCCUUUCUUCAAGUCAUCAACGCAUUAGGCUGUAAGAUCAGAGCUCAGAAUAUACUCUAUGUAUACAGGCAGAUCAAGUAAACAAGAGUUGCAAGUCCUACACUUGUUCAUUUUGGUGUAAUCCAUUUGGACCCACAAGUUGGGUGUUUUGUGUUCCUUAACUUUAAGCUAAAAUAUCUACCCAACAGGUAAAAAACUAUUUGUUAUAGCUUUAAUAGGAAACUUAUUCUUGUCAGUAUAUGCUGUUACUUGCAGAGGUUUCCAUGUUCCUUUAAGUAUUUUUUUCAUGUUACAACCUCAAGCAUUGAUAUAUUUUAUUGUGAUUGUAUGUGAUUGACUUAUAUAAUGUAGUGCAUAAUUUUAAAAGGGGAAAAAUAUAUCCAUGGUAAAAAUCAGACAACUAUGCUUUACAUUUUUAUUCACCCCUUUUUGUUCUGAUAGUCUUAAAUAAUAUCCAUUUCUUCUUAACUAAUUAGUAUUAGUAGUCCACCCGUAUGUAAUCUAAUCUUAGUAUAAUUGUAGCUGUUCUGUGAAGGCCUCAGAAGGUUGUUAGAGAACAUUAGUGAACAAACAGAAUCGUGAAGAACAAAGCAGAGAGCUCAAUCAACACUGUGAAACAUGGAGAUAUGCUAUGGGAAAGCAUUUCUGAGCUGAUGGAAGUACUGGAGUUAAAUUCUAGGUCAAUCAUGGAAAAAAAUCAUAUACAAGGUGAAGAAGUACUGAAACCGGUGAAGGUUCACCUUCCUGCAGGUCAAUGACCCUACCAUAAAGUUAGAGCUAAAGUUAGAUCAAUGCAUGUUCUUUUAUUAUAAUGGCCCAAUGAAAUUCCAGCUAAAGGUGGUUAAAGGAUUGACCAAGAAGGGCUGUAAGAGCUGGGUUUUGCAUAGAAAUAUUUAGUUCAGGUUUUUCCAGUUUUAUUUUAGAUUUUGAUCUUGAGAAGAUCAAAGGCAGUCCAGGCUCACAAACAACUAGUUGCAAAACAGCCAUUUAGUUUAAUACCAAUAGGAAAUCCUAAACAGAUGCAUGGUUAGCGGCUAAAGGUUAGCCAGUCGCAGUGAUUUGAGAGUUCACAAAUCGCUUCUAUCUUGUCUGUCACUCUGUCAGUGCUUCUUUUUUCUAUCAUGUAUCCAAAAUGCUGCCACACAAACCAUUUAAACAUGAUCGAUGCUUUUUAUAAUGCUUAUUUGAUAGAGUAUCUCAGCCAACUUAAUAAAAAGUCUUUAUUACCCGAC
Molecule: messenger RNA, 3697 nt
Organism: Girardinichthys multiradiatus
Lineage: Eukaryota; Metazoa; Chordata; Actinopteri; Cyprinodontiformes; Goodeidae
Product: transmembrane protein 47-like
Exons: 7
Coding region: 287-1306 (339 amino acids)
Biological process (GO): cell-cell adhesion
Cellular component (GO): cell-cell junction; membrane
Source: RefSeq, a predicted model, not a curated record